Saccostrea cuccullata (small rock oyster) is the source of this 1076-nucleotide messenger RNA. Its product is annotated as poly [ADP-ribose] polymerase tankyrase-like. Bases 126 to 806 code for a protein of 226 amino acids. The record is from RefSeq and is a predicted model, not a curated record. Gene Ontology annotation, biological process: protein K6-linked ubiquitination. Gene Ontology annotation, cellular component: BRCA1-BARD1 complex; BRCA1-A complex. Gene Ontology annotation, molecular function: ubiquitin-protein transferase activity; protein binding. The transcript is spliced from 3 exons. Lineage: Eukaryota; Metazoa; Mollusca; Bivalvia; Ostreida; Ostreidae.
AUGGGCAUUAAUUUUGCAAUAUGGCGGACAUCGAUGUAAACAAUCACUUGACAACAUCAUUAACAUGACAAUUUUUAAGGAACUGUUGAUUCUUAUGAAUCAUACAUGAAGAAUUUCUUUUCAAUAUGUCCAGAGCACAAUCGCGAAUGUCAGCCCGUACAGGGGGCGGUUCGCGGGCAACGUCAGCAAAGAGUACCAAAAGUGCGAGACACCCUGUGGUCAUCCAUUCCACGAUACUUCCUAUGUCAAAAGUCUAUCUCGGAAAGGAAUAUGAACAGAGAUUAGCAAAUGCCGCAGGUGCAGGAGAACUUAUCACUGUAAUAAAGAUAUUGAAAUUCAACGUCAGUCCGGAUUCUAGAGAUGAGCAUGGCCAACCAGCUUUAGUCAGAGCUUGCAUGGGAGGUCAUGCUGAAAUUGUCUCUGCAUUGAUUGAAGCAAAAGCAAACAUAAAUAUCCAAGGAGUCUAUAAUGUAACGCCACUCCAUGCUGCAGUUAAAGGUCAAAAUGUGAAUUGUGUGAAACAUGUGAUAUUAGGAGGAGCACAGUUAAUUCCCCUUACAACAGCUGGACUGACCCCACAAGACAUGGCAAAAUACGGGUCUGAAGUCUGGGAGGUCAUCAAUGAUGCAAGAAAAGGGGACAUGCCUGAAAUUGAAGAAAUCAGUGAGGUGCCAGAAAUUCCCGACUACGCUCUCCCAGAUGGUGCUGCCAAGAAAAAGAAAGGGAAAAAGGGAAAGAAAAGUGGGAAGAAAAAAGGUGGGAAGAAAGGGAAGAAAAAGGGUGGCAAAAAGAAAAAGAAAAAAUGACACUCAAAGCUUUAAAAUUGUUCAUUCCUAUCAAUUGAUCUUUAAAAUAGAUUAAUGAUGUGAAACAUGUUUUACAUGUACCUGUACAUGAAAAAUGAUUAAAAGUUUGAUUUAUCUAUUAAUAUGUUGGAAACCAACACUACUGGCUUAUCAGAUAAAAUUACUGCUUUUCCAGUUCGUCCCUUAAUAUUUCAAAUUACAGAUUACUGUUAUAGAAGCAUUGUUAAUUUUUUUGGUUUGAAAAUGAUAUUGUUUAUACAUGUAUAUGUU